AUGAUGUUUCUUCCAGACCAGAUGAAGGUGGCGUUCUCGGCCGGUCUGACAGAUUCAGGAUCAGUUGGUCCGUUUGAUUUCGAGACGACUUUGAUCUUCUCUAAAAUCAUCACCAACAUCGGCCGAGGCUACAACCAGACUGCAGGCGUGUUCACCGCUCCGCUCAGAGGACUUUACUUCUUCAGCUUCACGGCUGCAGAUUACCUGAAAGGCUACAUGGGUCUCUACCUGUACCGCAACAACCAGCCAAUCAUCUUCAACCUGGACCUGAACGACCACGGUGGCUACGCCUCCACGUCCAACGCUGUGGUUCUGCAGCUGGAGGAGGGCGACCUGGUCCGGCUCGGCCUCCCCGCCAGCUACCGGCUCUACGAUGACUCCAGGAACUUCAGCGUGUUCUCGGGCUUCCUGCUGUUCCCGCUCUGA
Scomber scombrus (Atlantic mackerel) is the source of this 426-nucleotide messenger RNA. Its product is annotated as complement C1q tumor necrosis factor-related protein 3-like. The record is from RefSeq and is a predicted model, not a curated record. Gene Ontology annotation, molecular function: protein binding. The coding region runs from base 1 to 426 and encodes 141 amino acids. The transcript has 2 exons. Lineage: Eukaryota; Metazoa; Chordata; Actinopteri; Scombriformes; Scombridae.